Medioppia subpectinata is the source of this 591-nucleotide messenger RNA. The record is from the annotation of a GenBank genome assembly. NCBI's taxonomy places the organism in Eukaryota, Metazoa, Arthropoda, Arachnida, Sarcoptiformes, Oppiidae.
AUAUUUUACAUGAGUUUAGAAUAAUUAAAUCACAAAUAAUUAGUGUUAUAAAUGUCGGGCUAUUCAAGUGAUCGGUUCCCCGACCUGUCGGCCGAAGAUCGGGACGAAUACACGUGUAGUAUAUGUCAGGAGAUAUUCAACACUCCGGUCACCACAACCUGUUGUCUGCAGACAUUUUGCGAGCACUGUAUUAAUGAAUGGCUUAAGAAAAACACUACCUGUCCUUACGAUAGGAAACCAUUAACGAGGGACCAGCUAUCGCGUGCACCAAGAGUGAUGGUAAACACACUGGGCAGGUUUAAAAUACAGUGCGAUUAUUGGGAGAACGGGUGCCACGAUUUGAUCAAAUUGGAGGACCUGCCACACCAUACUGCCAACUGUCGCUAUAAUGACGUUAAAUGCAACAAAUGCCAGUGCGAACAGACACCGGGACACGACUGUAUUGCAGCGUUACUGGAAUUAAAUAGCAAACUACUGGCAGAGAACGAGAUGCUAAAAAUAGCUAAUUUGUCGUUAAAAAAUGACCAUGAUCAUAGUAGUGAUAGUGUUCUAGCCAUACAGUACAAGGUGGACAACCAUCAGCACCUGUAG